AUGAGCUCAGCAGCCGCAGCCCGCCAACAAUCGCCCCCGUCGCAGAAUCCUCCCGAUCAGUCCAAUGAAGAUGGAGGUAAAACCAUUGCGAACGGGGCAUCACCCAGCCUUGUGCCUCCUCCCUCCGCCCCUCCAUCUCUCGUGAACGCCGUCAAGGGUAUAAGCAAUAAUGCCCACGACCCCCUCCUGACUCUGCGCGAAAAGCCCAUCGCCACCAUCUUGGGCGAAAACUUUGACUCACCAUACGCCCGAAGCGCCACUUCAACUGCUCCAGGUUCUCCUCGAAUUCCUCCUGUGCGCCAAAACUCCGGAAGCCACACCCCACGCGUACGACCGCACGCGACUACGUUGAGCAUCCCCGGUAUGACGAGAUCGAGAGUGUCGCCAGAUGGCAAGAUCGCAGGAAGAGAUGUCAGUGCCAAGCUUGUCAUCAUCAUGGUCGGCCUGCCCGCGCGGGGCAAGUCAUACAUCACCAAGAAAAUCACCAGAUACUUGUCAUGGCAGCAACACGACACAAGGAUAUUCAAUGUCGGCAAUAGAAGGCGGAUUGCUGCUGGUAUUCAGUCCCCACAUGCGGACAUCGGUCCCAAUAAGGAGGCGACGGGUGUCGACGGACGACUGCAGGCUGCCACGGUCCUUCUGAAUGGCGUUGCUGCCCCCCAGGUGGAUGAACCUACGGCCUUGGAUCUGAACGACUCGAAGUCCGAGAAAACGGUACUGGACUCGAGCAAUUUUCCCCCAGCAGAUAAGGAUGACGGAGACCAUGAUGUUAACACCAUUACCCAGUCCGCCAGUUUCUUCGACCCCAAGAACACGACCGCCAGAGCCCUCCGUGAGAAAGUGGCCAUGGAUACACUGAACGAGCUGCUGGACUACCUCAUCAACGGUGACGGUGCGGUUGGAAUCCUGGACGCGACCAACUCGACGAUCCACCGGCGGGACCUCCUUGUGCAGAAGAUACGCGAGAGAGAGCCAAAGCUGGGAAUCCUGUUCAUCGAGAGCAUCUGCCACGACAAGCAUUUGCUCGAAGCCAACAUGCGCCUCAAGCUGUCUGGCCCGGAUUACAAGGACAAGGAUCCUGUCAAGUCCCUGGAGGACUUCAAGGCUCGUGUCAAGGCCUAUGAGAGCGCAUAUGUCCCCCUCGGUCUUCAUGAGGAACAGCGAGACUUGCAGUACAUCCAGAUGAUCGAUGUUGGUCGCAAGGUGAUCCACCACCGACUCAAGGGCUUCCUGAGCGGCAGCAUCGCUUCAUAUCUGACAACGUUCAACCUGUCGCCUCGGCAAAUUUGGAUCACUCGACACGGACAGAGCGAGGACAAUAGACUGCAGAAGAUCGGCGGCAAUUCCCAUAUCACAGAUCGCGGCCAUUGCUAUGCGGCAGCACUCUACAACUUCAUGACCCAGAAGCGGGAGGAGUGGCUCAUCGAGCAGAAAGACAGGGUUGCACAAUCUACAUUUCCUCCAAAGGCAGGUGAUAACACUCCUCCUUACCCAGAGAUCUACCAAGAACUUCAGGAGAAGAACUUCUGCGUCUGGACGUCGAUGCUGCACCGGACUAUCGAGACGGCCGAGUAUUUCGACAACGACGAUGAUUAUGAUGUCAAGAACUGGGAGAUGCUCAAUGAGCUGAACGCCGGAUCGUUCGAGGGCAUGACCUACGACGAGAUUGCCGUCAAGUAUCCACACGAGUAUCAGAAGCGCUCCGCCGAUAAGCUCAACUACAUCUACCCGGGACUUGGCGGCGAGGGGUACCUCUCCGUCAUCAGUCGGCUGCGCGACAUGGUGCGCGAGAUCGAGCGGGUCACGGACCACGUUUUGAUUAUAAGUCAUCGCUCCAUCUGCCGCGUCCUGAUGGCCUACUUUAUGGACCUCUCUCGAGAUCACAUCGCCGACCUUGACGUCCCUCUGGGCAUGCUCUACUGCAUUGAGCCGAAGCCGUAUGGGUAUGAGUUCCACGCAUACAAGUACAACGAGCCUGCCGGCUCUUUCGACGAGCUGCCGGACUAUAAGCCGCAGAAGACGACCGACAGAAAUAACUAAUCCGAGGUGGCCGGGUUUCCGCUGGAGCUCUUCGGAGCUGGCGUCUUCAUGGUCUUGUGUGCGCGCGUGUAUAUGUGUAUUGUAUGAUCAAAAGGGUUUUUUCUUCUUCUUUCUUAUUUUUGCGUUUCGCAGGAAACAUAGAGGCCUGGAGUUUUGGGGGAACAGGCUUUGCAUUCACCUGGGCGGGUCUGGUCUGAUGAGCAGCAGUGAGCCUGCUGAUGGCAUUUUUUUUAUUUUUUUUGCAGAACUGAAAGGGUUUUUAUUCUCUACAACCAAGACGUCUCAUUUCUGGGAUUGCAUUAGAAGGAGAAACAAGACUUUGGGCUCCGGGCAGCACUCAAGAGUGAAAUGGGGCGCAGGAAGGCGGUUCACAAGACGCCAUACAAUAGAGUCGUUCUGACUUUUUAGAAAGAGGAAGAGAGGGAGAGAAAGAGCAAGACCCACAUUCGCAAACGCCAGAUUAGGCACUUGAACCAGUCAUGGAGGGGUUGGUGAUCUGCUUCCCAGAAUGGCUUAAGAAAUACAAUGAUUGUG
Messenger RNA from Cryphonectria parasitica EP155, 2574 nucleotides. RefSeq lists its product as uncharacterized. Gene Ontology annotation, molecular function: ATP binding; 6-phosphofructo-2-kinase activity. Lineage: Eukaryota; Fungi; Ascomycota; Sordariomycetes; Diaporthales; Cryphonectriaceae. Gene Ontology annotation, biological process: fructose 2,6-bisphosphate metabolic process; fructose metabolic process. The transcript is spliced from 3 exons. The record is from RefSeq and is a predicted model, not a curated record. Gene Ontology annotation, cellular component: cytosol. The coding region runs from base 1 to 2040 and encodes 679 amino acids.